GCCCGCUUCCCCGCGCAGUCGCCGCUGGUCGCCUCCCCGGGUUGCUGCGAGGCCGACCGGCAGGCGUCUAGGCUCUGCGAGCUCCCUCCACCCUCCCAGCUGUCCCAUCGAGGAAAACCGAAACCAAGCCUGUCCUUCACCCCGCGGCCCCGCCUGCCCGGUGCUCCGAGGGCCGCGCUCGCCCAGCUGCAGAGCCGACACAGCGCACCGCCCCGGCAGCGCGGCGAGCUGGGCACCGAGGACACGGGCACCGGGAGGGCGCGGGCGCCAGAGGGUCCCAGGUCUUCUCGCCGCUACUGCAGCGGCCUUGGCGGCUGCUCCUCCCUCCUUGCAGUUAAGAAGCAGCGGGUGCGGCCUGACCCGGCCCGGGAGCCGCGCGCAGAAUGGGCAGAUGCUGCUUCUACACGGCGGGGACACUGUCCUUGCUGCUGCUGGUGACUGGUGUCACGCUGCUAGUGGCCCGGGUCUUCCAGAAGGCCGUGGACCAGACGAUCGAGAAGAAUAUGGUGUUAAGGAAUGGUACCGAGAUCUUUGACUCCUGGGAGAAGCCCCCACUGCCCGUGUAUACUCAGUUCUAUUUCUUCAAUGUCACCAAUCCAGAGGAGAUCCUCAGAGGAGAGAUCCCUCGGUUAGAGGAGGUGGGGCCAUAUACCUACAGGUCACUUAACUGGUGGGCAACGGACGAAUGCAAUAUGAUUAAUGGGACAGAUGGAGAUUCUUUUCAUCCAUUAAUAACCAAAGAUGAAGUCCUUUAUGUCUUCCCAUCUGAUUUCUGCAGGUCAGUGUACAUAACUUUCAGUGACUUUGAGAGUGUACAGGGACUGCCCGCCUUCCGGUAUAAGGUGCCUGCAGAAAUAUUAGCCAAUACCUCAGACAAUGCCGGCUUCUGUCUACCUGAAGGAAAGUGCUUGGGGUCAGGAGUGUUGAAUGUCAGCAUCUGCAAAAAUGGUGCACCCAUUAUUAUGUCUUUCCCACACUUUUACCAGGCAGAUGAGAAGUUUGUUUCUGCCAUACAUGGCAUGCAUCCAAAUAAGGAAGAUCAUGAGACAUUUGUGGACAUUAAUCCUUUGACUGGAAUUAUCUUAAGAGCAUCCAAGAGGUUCCAAAUCAACAUUUAUGUCAGAAAAUUAGAUGACUUUAUUGAAACAGGAGACAUUAGAACCAUGGUUUUCCCGGUGAUGUAUCUCAAUGAGAGUGUUCUCGUUGAUAAAGAGACUGCUAGUCGACUAAAGUCUGUGAUUAACACUACUUUGAUUAUCACCAACAUACCCUACAUCAUCAUGGCACUGGGUGUAUUCUUUGGUUUGGUCUUCACCUGGCUGGCUUGCCGAGGACAGGGAUCCAUGGAGGAGGGAACAGCAGAUGAAAGAGCACCACUCAUACGAACCUAACUGAAUUUAACCAUCACUUGAGCUUGGUGAAGGAACAUGUGAACUGUCCUGAAACAGAUGAGGGGAAACUUCACAUCCUCGUAGACUCCUCGCCUGUUAGGAGAGAGAAGACAGUGCUGGCAAGUGAUGACAGCAUGUUGGCCAGAGGUGAAGAGCAGACUGACAUGGCUGACCAUUAUGCUUCAUGAAAAUCACAUGGUUUCUGAAACUGUUUUUUUAUGUGUCUAGCAAGUAUUUAAUAAACUCUUGUAUAGUCAUUUUUUGUUGUUGGGUAGCUACAGAAUUUUGUGACCAGUUGUAGAUAUAAUGUCUCUGCAUCUCUUGUUAAUACUACCUGUCAAUAUGUUUCAUUCACCAAAUUUUGUGCUCAAAAUACGUAUAUACUACUUUAUGUUGUAUUCCUCCACUUCACUCCCCAAACAAAAGUAAAUAAGAGUUUCGAAUACAGGGUAAAAUGAUAACCUUUUCCAGUACAUUAUUCAAAUGCAUUUGAUUUCCUCUUUAAAACAUUACAUAUUGCAUUUCAUGUUAGUCUUUAGUUCAAAUUCCUCCAGGAAAAUAACAUGGUCUUCUGGUUACAUUCAUACUGUGUGGGAAUCAAGCAGGGAAGGGAUCAGGUGAGGUGGUACCCAUGAGUGGAUAGUGAUAUGCUCCUAAGGAUUUUUAAGUUGUACUUUUGUGAACAAAGAGAAUGCAUAAGUAAGCUUGGUGAGGAUAGCUCCAGAUAUUUCAUGUAGAGUAGAACUAAAUGCUAGGUAUGAUAUUUGUAGAUAGUUAACUUUACUUUUAGUCAAAAUUAUCUUGAUGUGGAAAGAUGCUUCUGGGAGGAUGUAAUCAGUGAUCCCCCACUCAAUACUACUGAGUGAUUUUUUUGGGUAAAAUUAUGAAUAUAAAAAAUCUACCCAUCCAUAGCCUAAGUUACACAUAAAUUUCAGGGAGUCUGUCUAGAUCAGAAAGACAUUUCUUCUUCAGCAGUCUUCUUGGUAACUUGAAACUUUAUAAAUUCUUUCCUCAGAUUCAGUUUCUUCCAGUGUUUUGUGGCUCACUGUCAUUCACUGAGUAGAGAAAAUGCCCUACAUUUCCUGCGACAAUCAUUUUGCUGACAGAAUGACGAGUAAAGUACUACACCUAAUGUGCUUUAAAGAUAGGUCCCCUUGGGAUGAGAAGCAGAGACAAGUCUCUUCAAAAUACUUCUUGGUUUUCAGUGUAACCAAAGGCAGAAGAUUGGGAAUCAUCAUUAGUCACAGUGUUCAGGAUUCAAGGGUAUUUUCUUUGAUUCUCAAAGUUCACCAUGCAUUUUUAAUUGAGAAGCCUAUACAGUUAUCUGGCAAAGUGCCUAUAGAACUUCCUAUCAACUGAAUCAUUCGAAGGGAUUUUUUUGAUAUUUGUUUAAAACUGAAUUUCACUGUAAGCAAAUGAAGAAAAAAAUCAUGGAUUUCACUUACAUAGUUUCUUAGCCCUACAGGGAAGUAAUAAAUCACGUUAAUUUACAUGCCCAAAUUUUUCUUCUCUAUAGACUAAAGCAAUAUAUAAUGUGUUUCCCUUCUUGAAGGGGCAAUUCAUUAUACACUCAAACGUUUCUAUAAAUCAACAUAAAAACCUUAGAUACCACAAAUCAUCAAAACAUGAAAAUUUAUAUCAAAUAUAUUUGGUCUUCAAUAAUGUCAAAUACCUACAUUAAAUAUUUAUCAAUAUUUAAUUAUAUAAUUGGAAUAUUUUGUUCAUCAUGUAUCUACUUAUCCACACUAAUGAAAUGGAUAGGCCAGUAUAUACUCAUUGGUUCUGUUCUCAGGAUAUGAACAUCUGUGAGAAGACUUUUAAAUACUAUAAAUGAUGUACACAUUUAGACUAAAUUUCAUAUAGGCAAGGAGACCAAAUAUACAUUGAUUAUAUUUUUGUGCCAUGAUUCUUAACAGUGACAACUUAAAACUACAUUUGAUAUUUUCCUUCUGAAAAGUCUGUGGCAAAUCCAUAAACUAUAGUCAAAAUUAUAGGUUGGUUAAGAAGAAUGAUUAUUCCUAUUUGAUUUUAGGUUGAAAAUAGCAAACUGUUCCUCUUGCUUAUUCCCUUGCAGCCAUCAUCCUGGAAAGACCCCAAAGGCUUUGUGAUUGUCAACAUUGCUGUGAUCACAGCAUGGCAGGCAGGGAAAACUGGGAGUUGAGCACAGGGCAGGAAAUGGCCGUUGCCACUUUUAGCUCCCGGCUUUUCCCAUUAGACUUUAUUUCAUCAUGUUCUAGAAAGAUCACUAAUGGUCAAGUGGAAUAAGCACUACACAACUAACCCCUAUUGGGGUUUUUACUUAAGGAAGACUAAUUUUUAAUUUAAAUUGCUUGAGACAUGAAUUCUGCCAAAAAUGAUCCUCAUAGUUGGCCCUCUGGACAUUAUUACUGGAGUAAACUGCUUGUGUCAGAAUGUUCUUCAUGUAUCUUAUACAGUUGGUUUAUUUCAUGUGAUUCUUGGCCUGAUUUAUUUCUACCCUUAAUGCAAUGAAAUAUUUCACUAAUAAAAAAACUUUAUAUAAAAGUUCA
Ictidomys tridecemlineatus (thirteen-lined ground squirrel) is the source of this 3919-nucleotide messenger RNA. The record is from RefSeq and is a predicted model, not a curated record. NCBI's taxonomy places the organism in Eukaryota, Metazoa, Chordata, Mammalia, Rodentia, Sciuridae.